ACAGUCUUGGCAGGGUUUGUUUGCCGAAUUUCAAACCGAUAUUUUACAACUCACCUUCACCUCGUUGCCCGCCUUCACGCUAUGAUGGAGCCGGCUAGCUAGUGCAGUGAAAUUAAAAUCAGGCAUGGGGACCUUCACGCCCAAGAAAGGCGCCAGCCGAGAUGCCGAGGAAGCCUGCCCUCCUGCACUGCGGAGCUGGCAGGCACCUCCGGAUGGGCUUUUUGAUGCGAUUGUGCCGAGCCUCACGGCGCGACAGUUCGUUGUGGUGCAGCUGGUGUGCAAGGAAUGGAGCCGGUCAGCACGCUCCUGUCUGAAGCAGGCUACACCCAAACGACCUGAUGUCGACCUAUACAAGCUCGUCGCGUUAUAUCCAAAUCUGACGCAGUUGAACCUGUCACACGUCGAGGGUUUGUCAGCGCGCAUGCUGGCACCGCUCCAGCAGCUCACCGCACUCCGCGAGCUGUGCCUUUCCAACAUCGCGCUACAGCUGCAGCACCUGGUGCCAGACGGUCCAGCCGGCGCGGGCGCACAUGUCGGGGCAGUGCCCGUGCUAGACGGGGCGGGGGCAGGGCCCUCGCUGCAGCCGCCGCAGCCAGGGCAGCAGCAGCGUCAGCAGGGCCCAUUGCUACCCCCGCUGGCGCCACCGGCCAGUGCACGCCAUAAGGGGCGCUCGAAAACACCUGCCGCAGCAGCAGCGGGCUCAGGGCAGGCUGGCGCCGCCGCCGCCGUCGAGCAUGCGGCGCUCCAGGCUGGCGGCCUGCCGCGCGCUCAGUCCGACACACCUGCUGCGGAGUUUGCGCAGUCGCGUCCCGCUGCGCCCCCACAGGGCCCGGAUGGGGCGGAGGCUGCAGCGGGUGGGCAGUCCCAGCGACACGCGCCGCAGCAACAGGGCUCCGCCUGCACCGUCACCGGCGCGCAGCAGACCACGUCCGCCACAGGCCUCCCGCCGCCGGCUCCGCCGCCACCACCGCCGCGGCGAGCACGUCGCGAUGCCGACGGCGGGCCCUCGAACGCCAAAGCGGCCAAGUCGCCGACGGUGGAAUCCGUGGAUGGCGGCGGCGCCGCAGGCGCUGCUGCCGCCGCAGGCGCUGCUGCUGAUAGCACACGCGGCGGCGCAGCUCAGCCACGCCGCCAGGAUGCUGGCGGCAGCCCGCCACGUCACGUGGCGCCGCUGCACGAGGCGGGGUGGGUCCGGGGCGCUGGGUGUUCUCAGGCGCAGCCGCAGGGGCAGGACCAGGACGAGGGCCAGGGGCCGGAGCAGUCGGGGGCCGCCUUGCCGCCCUGCCACCUCUCGCCCGCGUCCCGCGUCUUCGGCGGCUUGGGCGAUGUCCUGCAGCGGCUCACCAAACUGCAGGCCGACCGCUGCCCGGCCCUGACGUGUGAGGCGCUGUCGGCUCUGCCCAACCUGACAGAGCUCACGCUGGACACCCUGAACGCGCCCGAGGCUCUGACGCACCUGGCCCGACUGCGCUGCCUGUCAGUCAAGAAGCUGGUGCAGAGCGAGGCUCUGGAUCGGCUGGGCGGCCUGACCUGCUUGACUGCGCUGCUCGUGAACAGCGACACGAGCUGCGCCGCCGACUUCCUGCCCAUGGCGGCGGCGCGGCUGCCGCGGCUGCAGAGCCUGGCCUUCAAGACCAGCAGCACACGCGCCGCGCCGCCGGGCAUAUCCAGCUGGAGCAGCUUCAGCGUGCUGCGCCAGCUGGACCUGCGCGCCCCCGCCGAGUGCCUCAAGCCCGUGCUGCCCUCCCUGGCCGAGCACAGCUGCCUGACCUCCCUCAGCCUGGACCUGUACAGCGCCAGCGAGGAGGAGCUCAUGGUCACGGUGGUGGCGCCGCCGCGCCUGGAGUCGCUGUUCGUCAGCAGCGACCGCAGCAGGUCGGGCGGCGUGAUCGACAUCCACCCCAACGCCCGCCUGCGCUCCCUGCGCAUGCGGCUGUACUGGACCGCGCUGAAUCUGGUGCUGCCGGAGGGGCUGCCCGAACCCAGCCCGCUGCCCGAGCCGCUAUCGGAGGACCUGCGCGAGGAUGGGGAUGAUGAUGGGGACAGCCCCGGUACCAGCGGAGGUGGCGGUGGUGGCGGAGGCGGUGGUGGCGGCGGAGGGAGAGGGCGAGGGCGAGGGAGGCAUGACGGCGGCAGUGAGGCUGCGGCGGCCGCCGCGGCCGUGGCGGCGUCAGUGGAUGCGACGCGCGGCGGUGCGGGCGGGAGCGGCGGUGGUGUGGCGGGCUGGGCGCAGCGGCUGCGGUCGCCGCGCCAGUCUGGCGGCGGCGGUGCGGGCGGGAGCGUCGGUCACACCAGCUUGUGGGGUGCUGCGGCGGCACGGAUUGCUGCGGCCGCGGCUGCCGCGAUGGCAGUGGUGGUGCCGGGCCGCCACACGGACUCGGGCGGUGCGGCUGGCGCCGCAGGCGGCUCCGGUGGCCGCGCCGCCGGGCGGCGGACGCUGCGGCGGCGGAGCGCGAGCCCAAGCCCCGCGACGCACCGCGGCAGCGGCGCAGCAAGAGGCGCAGCACCCGUGGCCGGACCGGCGUCCGGUGGCGGUGGUGGCGGCCGCGGCUCGAGGCCUGCGCCGCCGCCGGAUGCGUGCUCGCCGCAGCGCAAGCAGGCACGGGUGGCGGGCGCGGGGCUGCAUGCUGCGGCGGACGACGAGGGCACUGAUUCCGGGAUCAGCACACCGCCUGGCGGCGGGCUGGCCGGCGGGAACAUAGAGCUUGAGCUGAAGCGGCAGCGGCGGUGCGGCGCACAGGUUGACGACGCGCCCAUGUCCUCACCAGGAGCCGGGCCGUCAGGGCAGGCAGGAGCAGCAGCGGCAGCAGGUGCUGCCGGCCCUUCGGCUGCAGCCGCUGCUGCUGGCCCCUCGUCCGCUGCCGCGGGGGCUGCGGCGCCUGCCGCCGAGCCCUCCGCCGGCCCAGCUGACAUGGACACGGAAGUAGGAGCAGCAGCCGGGCCUUCCAGCACACCGGUUGGGAAACGGCCAGUCAGCGAGGACGGAGCAGCAGCGGCCACCGCCGCCGCCGCCGGCACCCCAGCUGUAGCAACCGCCAACGCCAACGCAGCCGCCGCAACUUCCACGGCCGCCGCCGGUGGCUUCGCCACGCCCACUGGCGACGCCACCGCCGGCACGAGCAGCGGCGAAGCCGCCGCCGCCCCCUGCACGGGCGCGGGUAUUGGCACGCCACGCUCUCCCCCUCCCGAGCUGGAGCUGACGGACCUGUGUCUGGACGGCUGCUUCUUCCUGCUGUACGGCAGUCUGGUGCCGGUGCUGCGGCAGUUCCCCAAGCUGGCGCGGCUCACGCUGGACAACUGCUUGGCGCUGGAGAACGGCGAGCUGUCUCAGCUGUGCGAGCUGGCCAGCCUGCGGGAGGUCUCGCUCAGCGGCGUGCACCUGGUCACGGACGCGGGGCUGCGCGCGCUGGGGCGGCUGGGCGGGCUGCGCAGCCUGCGGCUGAGGGGGCUGCGCAAGCUAGACCUGCACGCGGCGCAGGCGUACAUGCGCCAGAAGCCCAUCGUGCGGCGCUAUGAGGAGGUGAGCGGCUCCUUCCUGACCUCGCUGGCGGGGCUGCGCGGCCUGCGGUCGCUGGCGCUCAAGCACCUGCACACCGCGGGCGAGCCGCAGCUGCGGGCGGGGCUGGCGGCGCUCACCGGUCUCACGCGGCUCGAGAUCAAGGACGUCCACUCCAUGACGGACGCGGUGCUGCAACAGGCGGUGGCGCAGCGGCACAGCGCGCUGCGGGAGCUGUCCGUGCUGCACUGCGAGGGCGUGACGUCUGUGGGCCGGGCCGCUGUGGUGCGGGGCCUGGGCCAGCGGGUGGCGCUGGACUUUGAGGGCUGCUCGCUGCCCGACAUCACCCGGCCCUGCGCCAUGCCCACCGCCAGCACCAUGGCCCAGCUCAUUGAUGACGACCAGGUCAGCUCCUCAGCACACCCGCGGCGCUCAUGCCAACACAGCAACCAAAACUGAUGAGGACCGCGGAGCUUUGUGGGGCCUGGCGCAGGCAUGCGCAUAUAGGCAUGGGGCAUUUGGGAUGCAUGCAUGUAGGCAGGCAAGGGCGGGGGGCUGCGGUGUGAAAGUGUGUGGUAAUGAGGAUGUUGCUGUCAUGGCUGUUAGUUUGGAACGGGUAGACAGGCGUGUGUUCCUGCGCGGUUUUCCGGCAAGCGACAGGGUCGUAGGCCUGGGCCGGGCAGGUUGGCGACUGCAUGCAGGUGUUAAGCAGACGCUUCAGCAGCCGGCACACCGGUACGGUAUUGGGGUGUCACUGUCCCAAUUCUGAGAUAUUAUGGGGUUGUCACUGUCCCAAUUCUGAGAUAUUAUGGGGAGUGGAGGUACUGCUGUACCUGAGUGCGUGCUGGGCAGUUGGUGAGGGUUAGGGGCGCCAGGGGCAGAGGAGAACGUUGAGUAUUUCCUGCAGAAUGAUGCCGCGCCCUGUGGACAUCUGUAACAGCAGUGGAUGGGAUGCAUUCGGUGGCAUGCGAACAAGACAUUUCUUAUGCUCAAAUGC
This is a messenger RNA of Chlamydomonas reinhardtii, 4493 nucleotides long. RefSeq lists its product as uncharacterized. The record is from RefSeq and is a predicted model, not a curated record. Lineage: Eukaryota; Viridiplantae; Chlorophyta; Chlorophyceae; Chlamydomonadales; Chlamydomonadaceae. Bases 125 to 3955 code for a protein of 1276 amino acids. The transcript has 11 exons.